This is a messenger RNA of Thelazia callipaeda (thelaziosis nematode), 363 nucleotides long. The record is from the annotation of a GenBank genome assembly. Lineage: Eukaryota; Metazoa; Nematoda; Chromadorea; Rhabditida; Thelaziidae.
UUAGAAGAAAAAUUAGAGCUUGAUCAUGGCACGUCAUGUAGUUCGCAAGCUACGUCAAUACAAUCAGAUAUCGGUGCAAAAGUGAACAGAUUUGCACGAUGGGUAAAGAAUAGUCUUAAACGUUCUUCAGCUGCAUUUAUGGAUAGUAACACGGAUAGUAUCGAUAGCAAGCACGUGUCACGUCGUGGCAGUACAUGUGAUAUUGCACAUAGUAAGCCACGUGAGAUAGAAUCGUCUAUGAAAGUAUCAACAACAAUAACAGUUGGAUCAUCAUCUGAUAGUAAUGGUUCAUUAGAUGAUUCAAAUGGUGACUUGACCCGUUCCAGUGAACUUUUUCUUUCUUCAGCCGAUGAAAACUUAUGA